UUUUUUUUUUUCUUUUCUUUUGCUAUUGUAAUAAUAAUGCAAGCUAGGAGAGAAUGUCAUAUUUCGGAUUGUGAAGAUAAUGACGAUGAAAGUGAAUGGAGCUUAAAUACAUAUGAAAGCAGUAGCUCAGAGAAUGAUGAAUAUUCAAGUGACGAGUAUAAAGAUCAUUACUUUGACCCAACGAAAAUCACAACUUCACUUCCACUUUUACCUUUUAAUAAUCAAGUUGGAGGACAUGCACCCUUUUUUCGUUUUUCCAAAAGAGCUAUUUGUAAGCCAGUAACUGCAAGAGAGCAAGUAUUUUAUGAAAACAUUGAUGGCCAACAUCACGAAUUACUACCAUUUACAUGCCAAUACAUGGGUGUUUUAAAUGUCACUUAUCGUUCACUAGAUAAUGCUUUAGAUCCACCUGUACCAGAAGUUUUAUUUGAAAAAAACAAGCAUUUAUUACGUGAUUGGCAAGCUUGUGCAUUUAAGAAACAUCAAAGGCAACAACAACAACAACAACAACAAUGCUAUAUAGGUCGACGCCAUUCGUGUUCACCUGAAGCUCACGAAUUACUAAGGGCAUCAUCAAAUAACCGAUUUCGUGCCACACGAUCUAGAAAAUUUCAAGAACAAGUCUUGAAGGAAGUCUUUUCUCCUGAAGCACUUAGAGAAAGACUCAUGUUGGCAGAAGAUUGGAAACGUAAAAAUCGAUUAAUGAGUCACGAAGAAAAGUUGAAACCUCUUAAAUCAUCCCCAGCUAUACCAACAACAGCAACAGCAGCUGAUUCUACUUUUACUUCAUGGAAUACAAAUGAGUCCAAAAUAGCCCAAAGUUACUCUGAUCAUCAUUUAAAUAAAGAAAAAUCGUGGAAAGAUGAAAAUCCAAUUUCUCACGGAGGCAGUUCUGCACCUGUCAUGAUGUCUGGAUUAAGUUUUUGUAACUUGGAAAAACUAAAUGUAUUCUCCUCAUCCGAUUUUAUUAGAAGAAAUUCAGGUGAUAGAGGAGAUGGAUUUGGUGAUGAUGACAGUAUGACUUUGACAGGCUCGAUUGAUCACAUGACAUUAGAACCUAGAAGACCGUCUAUGAUCAUUUCACCUUCUUCUUCACCUGAUAUAUGUACAAAAAAUUCACAGUCAUUGAAUGAUCAUGAUAGUACCAAUCAUGACGAAGGCGCUAUUUUUACUAUGGAUGAUAUCGAUAUUGGAAAGAAUUCAAGGAGAGAAAAGAUCAGUAAGAAGAAAAUCCCUUUACUUCAAGUGGAUUCAAUUUGCCUUAGUAGUAGUAGUAGACAGUCAAAAAAUAAUAAUAAUAAUAAUAAUAAUAAUAAUAAAACUUUAGACACUAAUAAUAAUAAUAAUAAUAAUAAUAACCCUAAUAAUAAUCAUCAUCAUAAUAGUCCAAGGCCACCAGAUAAUCCUUGGUCACUUCAAAUAUAUAAUCGCGAUUUACAAAAGAUGCGUAAUCGAAAGCAAUCCACGUCCUCAGACGAAGUAUCACAGCAAAAUAAUGUUCAGAAAUAUAUUUUAAUUGAAGAUUUGACUGAUGGAGUUAGAUAUCCUUGUGUUCUUGAUUUAAAAAUGGGGACUCGUCAAUAUGGUGUUUAUGCUACGCGUGAAAAGAUGAAAAGUCAAACAAUAAAAUGUGAAAAAUCCACAAGUAAAGUUUUAGGUGUUCGUGUAUGUGGCAUGCAGGUCUAUAAGAAAAAUUCAAGUGAAUUCAUUUUUCAAGAUAAAUAUUAUGGUCGAACUUUAACGCCUGUGACUUUUCGUGAUACUUUAGAAGCCUAUUUAGAUAAUGGUCAAGGCUGUCAAAUUCAACAUAUACCCGUUAUCGUUCGUAAGCUUCGACGACUGGCAAGAAUCAUAAAGAAAAUGGAUGAUUAUAGACUCUAUGCCUCUAGUCUUCUCAUGAUUUAUGAUGGCUCCCCUACGACGACAGAUACACGAAAGAAGAUUGAUGUCCGUAUCAUUGAUUUUGCUAACUGUGUCACGGCUGAAGAUGUUCAAUUUCGUCAAGACGAAUUUACUUACCCGCCUCGUAAUAAAGGUCCCGAUAAUGGUUAUUUGCUCGGUCUCAAGACACUUGUUUUAUGCUUUGAAUGGAUUUAUAGAAAACAUGGAGGUCUCUCGGAGGAUUUAUAUGUACAAUCUGAUAACGUAUUUGAUGAUAUUUAUGAACCAGCAAAUGAUGAAGUUCUUUCAAGUAUAUUACUUUAAUAUGUAGUUCAUGUACAUACUCUUUUUUUUUUGCGCAAUACAGUCUUUUUGAGAAAGAUUUCUUUUUUACAUGUAUAUUUAUAAAAAGAUAUAUAUAUAACGAAUUCCCCCCCCCUUUUCCCCUCUUCUUUUCUCUCUCUAUUUUCUAUCAUAUCCAUUCACUCUUUUUUUUUUAAAAAAAA
This is a messenger RNA of Cokeromyces recurvatus, 2387 nucleotides long. RefSeq lists its product as uncharacterized. NCBI's taxonomy places the organism in Eukaryota, Fungi, Mucoromycota, Mucoromycetes, Mucorales, Mucoraceae. Gene Ontology annotation, biological process: inositol phosphate biosynthetic process; phosphatidylinositol phosphate biosynthetic process. The transcript has 2 exons. Gene Ontology annotation, molecular function: inositol hexakisphosphate kinase activity. Gene Ontology annotation, cellular component: nucleus; cytoplasm. The record is from RefSeq and is a predicted model, not a curated record. The coding region runs from base 37 to 2205 and encodes 722 amino acids.